CCGCAACUUCGAUCAUCCAACAAAAGAAAGAAGCGAGAUAUUGAUUUACUGCAGAGGUUCCAUGUGAUAAAAAGUUGCCCAAGCCCGUGUCUGACAGAACAAAAGACUCGAUCACUGACAAAGUCUAUAUGUGUCUCACCCUCACCGACCCAAUCGGAUCCUGAAAGGCCCGCUGCAGACCAGGGCGUUCCUCUUACCCUUUGACUUUUUAGGUACAUAUACAUACAUAUUAUUCCAUCACCCCCAGCCUGCCGCAUCGCCUUGAAUGUUUGCCUCGACAUCAUCGCCUUCGCUGACUGACCGACCUCCCAGCCAGUCGUAGUAAAAGCGGGACACUCGUUCUCUUGCAAAAGACAGCCCGCACCCUGUCGUUAUCAUCAUCAUCACAACGUGUUCGGGUAUCCGCGGUUCUGGGUUCUCGUCGCCGGCCUCGUUAUUGACAGCUGCAAAAGGCGGCAUCCGGCCACAACAAGUUGAUGGACGCCUUGCCAGUCGAGCUUUUGAGGCUCAUAUUUUCAUCAUGCGAUCCCCCAUCCGUUAGGACUUUGCGAGAAACAAAUCGUACCUUGGCCGACGUGGGUUACGACUACCUGUUGCCCCCGAAGUUCACCAUUCUGGGCUACAGGGACGACAUCGACCAUCUGCACAGUAUCGCCUUGCAUGACCGCCUCCGAGGCAGCAUCGAGUCGAUAGUCAUCAAUCUUGCCGAGGUCGAUGAAUACUAUGCCAGACACUCCGCCUACUGCCAGCAUUUUGCUCAGCUUCCCGAAGAGCGCGCAGCUCUCCUCACGAGUGCAUUCGACGACUUUCGCAAGGUCCAGAGAGGUCGCAAGACGGCGGAUCCACUGCACACCAGAAGCGAUGACUUAAGAGAAGCCUUCACUGCUCUUCCCAAUUUGAAGGACGUGGCGAUCACCUUCACGCAAUGCCCCCUUGACGACAGCGUGGUGGUAAUGAGAGAGGUCUACGACAUGCCGAACUGCAGGAAAAUGGACCGUCCCCUGGCUUCCACCAAUCUUGACACCAUUAUAUUCGCGCUACAUGGCGUGCGGCUUUCAUCCUUCUCGGUCGACCGAUUCCCUUUGGAGAUGUUGAAAAACAAGGUCCAGCGGAAGCAUUGGUUUGCACAUGCCCAGUCGUUUGACAGCCUGUCCGAACUCAGCCUGACUCUGGAUCCGUCUGGCCUCGUGGGACCUUCGUCCGCCGUCAUGGCGGUCAACGGUCUGGGCUACCUUCUACAAGUAGCGAGCCAGUUGAAGAAACUCAAGCUCGCUUUCCACCCCUAUUCGAGCCCCGACUCCAAGUUCGCUCUCUCUUUCCGGGAACUAUUAAAUGGCUUCACUUUCACGAAACUCGAGGAGUUGACACUGGAAGGCGUUUCCUGCGACGAACAGGACCUGAGGGAGUUUCUCGCACGACACAAUGCGACAUUGCGGCGCCUCCGCCUGGGUGGACGUGGACUAGCUACGCCAGAUGCUGCCUCGAGUGGAGGCAUCCAUUUAUACGAAGGCAACUUCAAGUCUCUAUUCGCUGGGCUGCAUGUGAAGCUCCCCAACCUUGAGCGUCUACACCUGGAGGGCAUCUUCGAAUGCGAGCAUCGCGGCCUCCCCUCCCACGAGACCUACAACUUCUACCCCUUGACCAAUGAAUCCUGGGAAAGUGUGCCUUGUCCACGCUGGGUUCGAGCCUCUCGGAAGACCAUCAACUGCCUCCCUUUCGAACAAUUUGUACGAUUCGGCGGCUCGUACCCAGGAAACGCGCUGGCACAGAAUUUUUGAGACUUUUCCACAAGCCCCUCGACAGCAGGGAUCGAGGGCGCAAUAUAGAACUUCGCAUCAAUAUCACCUCACGAUGACAUGGCGUUUGGAGCAUGGUAUCUGCCGCUCGGAUAGCUGCACGACGAACCUUGAUUAUUUCGAACUACAGAACCACUCAUGAUUUAAUUGGGAGCGCUUGUACUCCUGGCGUUUGUAUCACUCGGGUGUGGCGAGCUCUGUUGCGGGCUUGAGAAAUCCGGCUUUUGCGUUGGUCGAUGUCGUCAUGCGGCAUGAACCUCAUCUCCUCUUCAAGGCAUUUGGAGCGUGAAACAGGUUGGGAUAUAGCAUGGCCUGGGGGAUAUAAAGGAACAGAAUGUAUAGAACGAAAGUCAAUUCCGAAA
Molecule: messenger RNA, 2158 nt
Organism: Pseudomassariella vexata
Lineage: Eukaryota; Fungi; Ascomycota; Sordariomycetes; Amphisphaeriales; Pseudomassariaceae
Exons: 1
Coding region: 477-1778 (433 amino acids)
Source: RefSeq, a predicted model, not a curated record